UAUCAACCCAGACUUCCUUGGGUUCUGUUCCAUUGCAACAGAAGAUCUCAAUCUAUUAAAGCACUUCCUUCAUUUCUUUGUGGUAAUCAUCACCAGUCAUCGAUCUGCUUCCCUCCCUAAGCUCUUACACUCGCCGGAUUCAAAAUGUCAACCGCAAACCUAAGUAGCAGCCACGGUUCAACCUCACGAUGGCCCAGAGAAUCGAGUGAUCAGUCUGGUUGGAAUGCUUUCAAGCGGCUGACGCUAUUGACCAGGUUUUUGAAGCCUAUAUGGACAGUUUAUCUGAUAUCUGCUAUACUCUAUACCACCUCAGUGGUCGUCAUCUUCCCGGGGUUCCACCUGCUCUUCGAUGGGCUCCUCACCAGCCGCCAGUCUCCCGUCGAUCCCACCCUCUCAGCCAUCCAGUCUUCAACCAUCCAAAUCGUACCCAGGCUUCUUCCCAACCACCACGGUGAUUCCCAUUCUCUAGAUCGCCUGAAAAUUAGAAAGAAUCUCAAGGGUACCUCUGUCAACACGGACGAGGUAAUCGCAGAGGAUGACGCGUCGUUGUGGACGGCCAGGACCGGCAAGGUUGCCCUCAGAGUCACCUCACCCACUUCCUUCCGCCGGACCGCUGAUGGCCGGCCGAUCCCCCCUAGAAGUACCCUGAAAGGAUUUGACCCUUCUUUUUCGGAUACGGUGGAUUGGUACCCAGUAGGGCACAACCUCUCUGGACAAAUAUCUAGUCAAGACCAUCUAUUGCAAUCUGCUCGCAAGGAGAUACAUUCGACUACGGAGGACUUCUUCCUGUCCAAAGCUUUUUCUGAUAGUCUAGGGCCGAGUAAAAUCAUCCCAUUCUUUUACAAGGCUCUUGGCCCGGAUCAGUCUGGCGAAAUCAACCCAAAGGACAUCUCGAUCACUACACUUGUCACCAGUAACCGCUUCAAGGUCUUUGCUAAGCUGGUCGAAAAUUACCAGGGGCCCAUCUCGGCUACUAUCCACGUCUCAGAUUCACCCGCGAUCUUGAAGCCGCUUCUCGAGAGUCUGGAUGAGCUCUACCACAGCUCAAAGUCGAUGUCAACUUGGGUGGAUAUUCAUUUAGUUGUUGAUUCGUUCGAUAGGCAAUUUAACAUGUGGCGAAACGUGGCCAAGUUUUUUGCCCGGACGGACUAUGUGAUGAUGUUAGAUGUAGAUUUCUGGAUUUGUACGAACUUUCGGCAGCGAAUCCUUGGUUCCCCGGAGCUACUGGACAAGCUAGCGGCGGGCACUAGCGCGUUUGUGAUUCCGGCGUUCGAGUACACCAAGCAGUCCGACGGGGUCGACCCGGAUGGCUUCCCAUCCGACAAACAGGCUCUCAUGAAGCUCGUCUCCUCCGGUCAGAUCGGCAUGUUCCACAAAAGCUGGAAGCCUGGACAUGGCUCAACAAAUUACACUCGCUUCUAUCACGCUGAUCAGCUUGACCAGAUAUAUCCUGCCUCUGGUUAUUCCCAUAGUUAUGAACCUUAUGUGGUCUACAAAAAAGAUAAGACCCCCUUUUGUGACGAAAGGUUCAUCGGUUAUGGGGCGAACAAAGCAGCAUGUAUCUUUGAGUUAUAUCUAUCCGGGGUAUCGUUUUACGUGUUACCCCAAGAUUUCUUAAUUCACCAAUCACACGCGUAUGCCGAGAAAACCAGACACCACGAAAGAAGAUUUAAUCGAAAGCUAUACUCAGACUUUCGGGAAGAGGUGUGUUUUCGAUACUUCAACGAGUUCAUGAAGCUCGGUCUGAUAUAUGACAAGGGUCAAAACAUGCUGGGUGAAUGCCAAAAAAUCCGAGGCUUCGCAGAAGCUGCAACUAGGCUUGGGCAAGCAAAUCUGGUGCCUAUUAACUUUAAAAAAUAAUGUGAUACCAAGACACACACGCUAAGCAGAGCCCG
Messenger RNA from Puccinia graminis f. sp. tritici CRL 75-36-700-3, 1895 nucleotides. RefSeq lists its product as uncharacterized. Bases 145 to 1860 code for a protein of 571 amino acids. Lineage: Eukaryota; Fungi; Basidiomycota; Pucciniomycetes; Pucciniales; Pucciniaceae. The record is from RefSeq and is a predicted model, not a curated record. The transcript is spliced from 4 exons. Gene Ontology annotation, molecular function: glucuronosyltransferase activity; xylosyltransferase activity. Gene Ontology annotation, biological process: protein O-linked glycosylation via mannose.